Messenger RNA from Stegostoma tigrinum, 6735 nucleotides. RefSeq names its product espin-like protein. Gene Ontology annotation, cellular component: cytoplasm. Lineage: Eukaryota; Metazoa; Chordata; Chondrichthyes; Orectolobiformes; Stegostomatidae. The coding region runs from base 309 to 3626 and encodes 1105 amino acids. The record is from RefSeq and is a predicted model, not a curated record. Gene Ontology annotation, molecular function: actin filament binding. Gene Ontology annotation, biological process: actin filament bundle assembly. The transcript is spliced from 10 exons.
GUUAGAGGAGCCAGCAGAGGGAGGAGGGAACAUCAAGGUGAUAUUACAGAGGGAAGACCAUUGCGUGCAUCCCAGAAAAUGGAUCCCAUAGAGAAAUUGAGCAUGACGCUUUCCGACGCCUAUGCACACAGGGCGGGGGUUAGUCUCAUAUUCGUGUCAUCAGUUUUACAGCCAGCUGAAUGAACAUUGCACUUUAACCUGAGAACUCGACUGCACCCGAUCCAGUCACGGAAGAGCCAGUGUCCCGUGCCCUGACAGAAGCCUCCCCUGACUCAGCGGGGCCAGGAGUUUCCCGCUGUCCCCCAGCCAUGGUUUCUCAGCGCUGCCUGCUCGCUGCUAGGGAUGGCGACCUGGAGGCACUAAGCAGCCUGGAGGCCAGCGGGAAGCUGAACGAGAGCAUCGAGGAUCAGCUGGGAGCCAGCCCGGUCCACCACGCCGCCAGGGCGGGCAGGUUGGACUGUCUGAAAUUCCUCGUCACCCAGGCGAAGCUGCCGGCGAACAAGCGAGCGAGAAACGGAGCGACUCCCUGCCACGAUGCCGCUGCCACUGGGAACAUCGAGACGCUGCAGUGGCUGACCCGGGUGGCUGGCUGUGACAUCCAUGCCUGUGAUGACUACGGCGCAUCUGCCCUCCACCUGGCAGCUCGGUUUGGCCAAUUGGAUACGGUCCAGUGGUUGCUGCAGGAGGGCUGCGAAGCCAUGAUGGAGACGGAUACCGGCGCAGUGCCAGCACACUAUGCAGCAGCAAAAGGAGAUUUGUCUUGUUUGAAACUCCUCAUCGCCCACGCCCCAAGGGCUGUGAAUAAACAGACUCAGAAUGGUGCCACCCCUCUCUACCUGGCCUGUCAAGCAGGCCACCUUCACAUUGCUGAGUACCUGGUGAAAGAGUGCAAAGCCAACUUGGAUCUACGAGCUCAUGAUGGCAUGACAGCUCUCCAUGCAGCUGCCCAGAUGGGGCACUGUGCCCUGGUGGUGUGGUUGAAAUCCUUCACAGAUAUUGACCUGUCCGCACAGGACAAUGAGGGAGCAACUGCAAUGCACUUUGCUGCCAGUGGAGGGCAUGUUGGGACCUUGGACCAAAUAAUAAGGAUGGGGGCAAGGAUCCGAAAGGACCACUGGGGUGGGACACCCCUACAUGAUGCUGCUGAGAAUGGACAACUGGAGUGUUGCCAGAUCCUCAUCAUGAAUCAAGUGGAUCCCACGAUUCGAGAUGAUGACGGCUAUACUGCAGCAGAGCUGGCCGAUUACAAUGGGAAUGUGGAAUGUGCCGACUACUUGAAGCAAGUUGAGAAACCACCGGCACCUGGUGACCCUCCGGCUCCUGUUCAGAGACACGAAUCACUUCGGAAAACAAAGAACAUUGUGAGGCAGCAAAGCGGUGGUGACUACUACAGAUCCAUCCACGAGGGUCGCAGGGAGUCACGUGACCUUCAGAAAGGAAUGGAGAAUGGCAAGAAUACAGUUCUGGUGAAACCCACAUCUGCUCAAACAUCUCCACCAAAGCUGCCCUCACCAUCCCCCUUGAAACCAGCAGCCCCUGAGUUACCAAAGCAGAACCAUCCGAACCCAAGUGGUGGGAAACCCAUCAACACAGGACAUCACAUCGAAAACAUCCGUGCAAGCCUCGUAGACGAGCUCAAGUUAGGAAAGACAUUAAAACCAACAGGGUUUGGUCGGAAUGUGGCUCAGACAAGCCAAAGCCGAACAUCCGAAGAGAAGCCGAAAGAGAAUGGAUUAGCAUCACUUCCUGUGAAUGAGGUUGCCAGCACCGAUGUUGAUUUGCUGGUGCCCACUCAUGAUGAGAAGGGAUGUCCCAUCCCGGAAUGGAAACGGCAAGUGAUGGUACGAAAACUACAGGCACGACUGAAGGAUGAAGAAGAGCAACGGAGAAAUCACAUGGGAAAUGGUUAUCUACAGACGGAGAUAUGGAGAUACUCCCAGGAACACAAAGCCAUACUGGGCCCAUUUGGAGAGCUUCUGACAGAGGAAGACCUUAUCUACCUGGAGAAGCAGAUCGCGACAGUCCAAGUCAUGCAGAAGUGUCAGGGGUAUGAGGGGGAGCUGAAUCAGUUGGCAGUACAGCUACGAACCAUUCUCCCUGCUCCCAUAGUCAAUCUAACAGUCAGCAUUCAGCCUUUGUGUCAGGAUUCAGGCAUGGAUAAGCACUUGCCUUUGCCUGUAUGGUGCAGCAGGAUAUCUGGCAUUGUGAGGACUGUGUCACUGCUUCUGUCAAAUCUGAAUGAGAAAGACUGCGCUGAGCAACACGACAGCAAGCAAAUCACUAGAAUGCCAAAUGUGGAAUUAGCAGCUGUCUUCUCACCAAAGCCUGACCACAUGUCUUCAAGAGACAAAGUGGAGAAAGAGAUCCAGCAGUUCGGUGUCUCCGUACGCACACUCAAAGCAAACUUUGAAAAGCAGUGUGUGAUGAAAGAAAAAGCAUUGGCACACUCUGACACUCAAGAAAAUCAGAGAGGUAUGGCGAUGGAGGAUGAGAGCAAUGGGGCGUCUUACUCAAAGUCUUCUGAAUGUGGAGAUGUGACUCAAAGUACAGAGAAUACUCAUGAUGAUACCCUCCAUGAUGAAGAUGGAUCCCUGCACGAGGUUAUCAACAGGUCUCAGCAGAGUGAAUCAUGUAAAGAACAGUUGCCUGAUCCUGAGCAGUCAGACAGGAUGGAGGACAGAAGUGACUCAAGAGUUGCUUCACAGGCUGGUACAGCUGAAGACGGCGCUGCACAUUCACUUGUGACAGAAUCGACUAGUUUGAGAAAAGAAAGAAUAGUUGUGUUAUUCCUGGGCCACUGGAAAAAGUCAACUUACGCCAUGUCUUUGGGAAUGAAAGCCAGAAACUUGCGUAAAGCUGCCAUUGUUGAAGACAGGAGUGAGGCGCCCGAUGGGGGCGAGAUGGCUGAAGUGGGGGAGAGUAGUCAAACACCAGAGUUGGAAACGCAGCUGGAACCUCAAUCUAAGCAAUCCACACAAAAUGGGAAAUUUAGGCAUCUGUUCCUACAGCAAAGGACUAUCACCAAACUCAUUAGUAAUUGGAGAAAUAUCAUUUCCCAUGUUCCAUCCAGACAGAUCAGGCGACUGAACCGGCAGAGGAUCACCUACUCCCCUGAGCAAUUUCUCCCUCGUGUCAAUGGUGUUCCCGUUGAUCACAAUAGUCUGACCCUUGACCUUUUCAUGCUGGGAUACUUUCACAUCCUCGAACUUGACUUGCCCCCUGAUGAAAGGAAGAUGAGACAUCUUCUAUGCUUUGAGGUGUUUGACCACUUGGGGACGUUCAGCUGGGACUUGGUCCGUGCGUUCCAUAAGACCGUCAUCGAGGAGAUUGACGCUGGCAAAAGGGAAUGGAAGGAUGGGUUUGACGACAUCAAGCAGAGGUUCUUCAGCAACCCUGAAAACAUGGCGGCUGCCAUGAGCUCGUCCACCCAGCCUGAGACAGCUAUGAGAACAGUGCCUAAAGUUGUCGUGCAAAGUGCCACACCUGAAGAGGAUGAAAUGCCCAUAGGGCAAGGCUACUCCUCUGACCUGGGACAUUUCAGCAAUGAUGAGAUUUGCAAGUACAUCGACAGAAGCUUUGCUUUCUGGAAGGACAAGGAAGCUGAAAUUUUUGAUUUUGAGAAGUAGCCCAUCUGAUGGUCUGGUUAGAAUUUCUACAGCUGUUGGGGGAAUAGUUGGGUUAGUUCUCUGGCCCAAAUGGAUUUAAGUUUCGUAAAAUUGGGCCUUUGUGACCUAGAAUAAAGGGAACACUUUUUUUUUGGUGCUAGUAUAGUCUUUUACUGACUGCAUUAUGUUGAGUCCUGACUAGUGCCCGAUUAACUAUAGUUGAAUGUUAACAAACCACUUAACCAGCAGAACCCUGUAACCCACAUUUCAUUAUGAACAGAAGCCAAUUCUCCCCUCUCCAUAAUGAUGUUACCAUUACAAUAACCUCAAACCUUACUUGCACUCAGUCCAUGUAUAUAGAUAAAAUAAUUGUGCAAUUUCUGGGGAUAGACAUCCAACAGGAGCAGUUUAUUUUUGUAAAAACAGACCAAGUAAAACUAAACACCAACAGAAUAGCGUGUAUUACCAUAAUGAUUCUUCUUUACAAAUAUUAGAAUUCCAACAGAUUCAGUGCACUAAAUAAAGUGAUCUUAUCAUACAGCACUACCAAAUCAAUCAAGCUCAUAGAUAGCAAUAUAACCUGCCUCUCUUGACUGCAAGUUGGGUACAGUAAGGUGCUACAAUGCAGUGUUAAUCUAUCCAAUCAUGCAAAUCAAGAAAUCACAUAGUUAGUUAUAGCUUCACUCUUUAAUAUAUACAUAAUACAAUAUAAAUGUAUUGAUCCCUCGGUGUAUCGAGUUAAUAGAUCACUUUGGGUUAAUACUGUUCAAGGCCUAUAGUAAUACUGCUAUAGACUAAGCGCAACACCAGACAUGUAUCUCAGAUUCCAGCUGUGCAAAGAAUUCUUAAUGUGACACACUAAAGAGGCAUGCAUCUAUACCAUAUCUUACAACAUCAAUUAGAAUACUUUAAAGUGUAUUAUAACCAAGAAUUUUUUUUUUGCAGAGCAGCAAGUGUUAUUUAGGCAAACGUUGCAGAGGAUUUGCACAUAGCAAGAUACUGUAAAAAUAAAUGGAAUGAAUGUCUAGUUAAUCCAUUUGGUUUCCUCAAAUAAUUUGACACCAAUGUUGUUUAGGACAGCAGAUAAAAUUCUUCAUUGGCAGCCGGUAUCUCUGAUUGGUGUGUUGUUGGAAACUUGUAACCAUAACAGGGCUUGAAGCAUGACCUUCCAACUUGGGUGAGGAGGAUGCUAACUGCACCCAAGUAGAGCAAAUACUAUUUCCUAUAAACAAUGGCAGGUUAAAAAUCAUCAGCAAAAUGAGCUUCCGUCCAUCUGUCAUUACUGGUAGAAGUUGAAUAACUAACUCUGUGCCAGAAGAAACUAAUUUGUGUGAAAAUAUAAAUAUAAUCAUGCCUAAAGUGCUUCGAACAUAUAAAACUCCCUUCACAUUUUAAAAGUCAUUCACUUCCACUUGGUAUAUUUAUCAAUACUACAAUUCAUGAGUAAAAGAAAAAGUAUCAAUUGAGAAAAAAACCCAAAAUAAAUUUCAACUGAUUUGACUAGAAAGUGGAUUGAAAUUAAAAGUAACUUGUUGAUUUGUUUGUCUAUGUGGUUCAUUAUCUUUGUAUAUAUGAACUUGCGUAGACACAUUCAUGAAGAAGGAAGGAUAUGAAAGAACUUUCAUUUAUCUAGCACCUCUCAUGACCCAAAAACAUUCUAAAGAACAUAACAGCCAAUGAAGCACUUCCUGAAGGAUAGUCACUAUUGCAAUAUAGGAAACAGAGUUAUAUAUGUCAGCUCUCCUAAGAGAGGAAUCCCUACAUAGCAAUGAAAUAAAUGACCAGAUGUUUGUUAUAGUAAUGUUAAUGCAGACCACUCCUAAUGGUCCAGGCCACUUACUGAUUCAAAAUAAAGUAGAUGUGCCCUGUUUCAUAGCAAAUUUCAGGAAUAUUAUCCACUUUAUUCAAUAAUUUAAUCCAACAGCAUGAGCAUUCUAAAUACUAUUGUCUUUCAGGGUCUUUAUGAAGAGGUUGAGUUGGUUCCAGCAAAGGUUCUGCUGAGGCAAUGGUGUCAGUUCUUACAAAACCCCUGAUCUUCUUGUGAUUGUGUGUCACUUUUUGAUUGUUGAAUAAUUAAAUAGAAGUAAAUGAUUCUAAAACGAUUCUUAUGAUUUGAGUGGAAAGUUGUUGCUUGUGGAUAGAAUUUAUCAGCCCUGACAGUGGUUUGAAAUUCAGCCUGGGUGCAGCAUGUAACCAGCUUUUCCAUCCUUUGUGGUUGGGGUCAGUUGACCCUUGGUUAGGACAAUUACUUGGUAGCCAUCAAAAAAUGUAUAACAAAUCUCGCAAUAUUGCAAUCUGCAGCCCUUUAAAUGCUUUCAUUGCAUCACCAAGCCAUGGCUGUUCCAAAAAGUGCUCAAACUCACUCACUGGUUGAAAGAGAGAGAGUGAGAGAGAGGGAGAGGGAGAGGGAAAGGGAGAGUUUGUUUGGUAUCAGGCAAACAGAAACUCUACCAGUGUGGAGUUCUGCACGAGGUUGGAACCCUUAAACAACGGCUUUGACCGCAACAGAUAUCAGAUAAUCAAGAUUAACAAAAAGUGCAAUUUGAUUUUUGCGAUCCGUUUACCCAUCGAAUGUGACUGCCGUGCUUCCAAUGACCAAGAUGUUGAUGGUAAGAAUUUUCCAUGUUGUCAGAAUUUGAUCUAACUUCAAGGUUUCUUGGAUUUGUCAAAGAAUAUGGCCAGAGGGUCAGAUUAAUUUGUGAUUAUUUCAGAAACAUUAAAUACAGUAUAAAAAUAUAAAGCUUCGCAAAACAGGCACGUUUUACCAGCUGUGACAGGAUUUAGUUCCACUGUUAACUUUAGAUGUGGAGCAGGUUAAUCAGUGUGACCCUGGCUGCCUUUUCCUCUCUGUUUUACUGUGGGGCAGCUUUGUCUUCUGGGUUCUGGUAUGACAUCUUUAUGUUCUUGAUGGUCAUUGUACUCUUUAAUUCUGUGACCUGAAGUCAGGUUUUUGCCUGUGCUGUUUUUAUCCUGUGUUGACCCUGAAGAUUAUCACACAAUAAAUCCAUUUCUACCCAAUGAUUGGCUGUGGACUUGCAAGUUUACUCUGAAAUUGAUCCAAGUCACACACAACCUGAUCAAUCUUAAGCUGCCUUCUUGAAUCAAUAAUUUAAUUUAAAACCCAUAUUAA